Messenger RNA from Alosa alosa (allis shad), 1012 nucleotides. Its product is annotated as baculoviral IAP repeat-containing protein 5.2-A-like. NCBI's taxonomy places the organism in Eukaryota, Metazoa, Chordata, Actinopteri, Clupeiformes, Clupeidae. The record is from RefSeq and is a predicted model, not a curated record. The transcript has 4 exons. Bases 95 to 520 code for a protein of 141 amino acids.
CACGAGCGACCAAUGAAUGUAAGCACCGGUAAUAUUUGAACAACAAGCCUUUCGUGAAAACAUACCAGUAUCGCUAACGUUAAAGUAAUUUAACAUGGAUGCUGUUAGCGCGGAACAUACGAAACUAUACUUUUAUGAAAAUAGAUUACAAACUUAUUCGGGAUGGCCAUUUGAGGAGGACUGCAUUUGCACUCCGGAGAAUAUGGCUAAAGCUGGCUUUAUUCACACGCCCACCGAGAAUAGUCCGGAUGUAGCGCAAUGCUUUUUCUGCUACAAAGAACUGGAGGGAUGGGAGCCUGAAGAUGACCCAGUGAAGGAACACAAAUCACAUUCCCCUGCCUGCAAUUUCAUCUUGCUAGAGAAGUCAGUAAAUGAACUCACAGUGGAAGAACUACUCAAAUUGCAGAAGGAACGACAGAAAUAUCUCAUUAAAAAGACCUGCAAUCAAGUAAUUGAAAAAUUUGAAGAAGCUGCGAAAAAAAGAAGAGGGGACAUUGUCAAAAAGGCAAUAGAUGUAUGAGCGGGUCAUUUGCGCUGUUGAUUUUGUUUUUUGUUAGCGGCGUGUUGUCUAUCUAUGUCCAAUAUUUGUGGAACUCCCUGUUAUUUUAUUGUUGUGUAUAGUAAUCUAUGUAGUCAUUGUUAACUGCUUACACUUAAAAUAAUUUUUAACACAAUGAGUAUCUAGGUCUGGGAAGUAACAGGAGCACUUGUAUUUUUCCAGAGCUGAUAUUCUAUGUCAUUUCUAGCACUGCAAAAAAAAGAUUGAAUCUGCUCUUUUGCAUGGUUAUUUUUUUUUAGUAAAAAAUUGAGCAUAUGUGCAGAUUCAAACAUUACAUUGCUUGAAUAUACCAUUAUGUUCAUGUUUAAGAAAGCUGAGUAAAAGACUGUCUUAUAGCAAUACAUCUAUAGAACACUACCACAUGCGAGUUAUAAAUUAACAAUCAAUGACCAGCUUAAUCGUUAUCGCCAUGUUGACUCAUACCUACACACCUAUGCAAUAUGCACCAUGUAA